AUGUUUCGGCGGGCUCUGGUCGUCUUCGCCAUCCUCGUCGCGCUCGUUGGCAUCUUUCUUGCCAGACAAUCUGCUCAAGAAGACGAGGUGUUGGUCAGCGGCCGCAACAACACGGUUCUCAUCUUCACAGACAGCCAUCACGGGCUGUGCAACGUGCAUCUGGCUACAGUCUCGACGCUGAUCGAAAACCAUCCGUCGAUUGAGGUGCACUAUGCUUCAUUCUCCGAUAUAGCAUCGGACAUUGAGCGUAUCACGGAGACUGCAAAGGCAAUCAACCCAGCGGCCAAGAUACACUGGCACCAGUUCGAUGGCGCGGGCAUCGUCGAGGAGAUCAAGGCCCUUGGCGGCCUGCUGGAGAUUGUAACUCCGCCGGGACUGCCUGGGCUGAAGCCGUUUUCGCAGAUGGUCACGUUCUUUCUGACGGCGUGGUCAAACGAAGCUCACUUGAGCCUGUAUCGACAGAGUGUGGACAUUAUCCGGGAGGUUGAUCCCGCAGUCGUGAUCCUCGAUCAAAUGCUCCGCCCAUGCAUUGAUGCCGCUGUGAAUCUCAACCGAACGCGCGCCUACAUCACCCCAAAUUCGUUGUCAGACCUUUUGGGCCCCAUACAACCCCGAGGAACGUACUUUUGGAAAUAUCCUGGUAUUGCUUCGGGUCUUCCUUUCCCAGUCCCAUGGAAAGACAUCCCGAACAACAUGUACCAGCAGGUGUACUUCAUCAUCAACUUCCUCAUGUCGCCGGUCAUCAAGGCCAAGCGCGCCUGGCUUCAAGAGCAGGGCAUCCCGCGAGCCAUCAACGUCUUCGACAUGAUGCGGCAGGACGUGCCGUGGAUUGCCAUGAGCUACCCCGAGGCAAACUUUCCGCUCGAGUUCAUCCCGGACAACUUUCGCGUGGUUGGCCCGCUGGUGCUCGACGUGGCACCGGCCGAGACGCAGAGCGCCGAGCUGGCGGGCUGGAUCAAGAAGGCGCCGACGAUUCUCGUCAACCUGGGCAGCGCGUUCCGAUAUGAGGAGCCGAGGGCUCGGGUCAUGGCGGAGGGGAUUGCUGCCGUGCUGGAUGCCACGGAUGCUCAGGUCCUGUGGAAGAUGCGCAAGUCGAAGGAGUACAGCGACGACUUCUUGGGGCCGGCGAAGAAGUACAUUGACGAGGGUCGGCUGCGGCUGGAGUCGUGGCUGGAUGUCGAUCCGACGUCUUUGUAUAACACUGGGGAUAUUGCGGUGUCGGUGCAUCACGGAGGCGCCAACUGCUUUUACGAGUCGGUCCUUGCCGGCAUCCCAAGUGUUGUGCUCCCGCUAUGGGCCGAUCAUUACAGCUACGCACAGACGGCAGAGCAUCUCGGCGUUGGCAUCUGGCCCAACAAGAAAACGGCGCCAGACUGGGAGGCAGCAGGCCUGGCCGAGGCAUUCCUGGAGGCGCUGAGUGGCAAUAAGAGCGUGACGAUGCGCCAGAAUGCCCAGGCUAUUGCGCUCAAGGGACACAAAUAUGGGGGCCGCAAGUUGGCUGCUCAACUGGUUGCUGAGAUGGCCGCAGGGGGGAAGUGA
Trichoderma virens Gv29-8 is the source of this 1539-nucleotide messenger RNA. Its product is annotated as glycosyltransferase family 1 protein. The transcript is spliced from 3 exons. Lineage: Eukaryota; Fungi; Ascomycota; Sordariomycetes; Hypocreales; Hypocreaceae. The coding region runs from base 1 to 1539 and encodes 512 amino acids. Gene Ontology annotation, molecular function: UDP-glycosyltransferase activity. The record is from RefSeq and is a predicted model, not a curated record.